UGGCGAACGCGCUGCGACUUAGCCCUUUUUGGCGACUCGGCUGCGAAUCAGUUGCGACACUGCUGCGAACGCGCUACGACUCAGCUGUGAACAAAUCGCAGAAAAAUCGCAGCGCUUUCGCCAUCCAAUUUCGCCAAAGUAGGAACGGGGCGUGGAGAGGUGGCUAGCCCUUAUUCGCGCUUUGUUAGUAUAUUCUUCAACAGCUCUAGUUAAUAUACACCCAUCAAGUAAUAUCCUCCUCAAAAUCAAGAAUAACUAGAAUAAGACCCAGGAAAUCAGCAAAUAACAGCGACAACCCAACAUUCCAAUAGUCCCUCCUGGUCUCCGCCUGCCUUCCCUUCUCCAGAAUCGAAGUUAACUAGAAGAGACGAAUAAAUCACGCAAUAAAAUAUAGACAUCCGGAAUUCCCACAGUUUCCCACCCAAAAUCAAGCAUAACUACAAGUAAACCCAAGAAAUAACGAAAUACGAGAGAUAAGCCAACAUUUCUUUGGUCCCUCCUGAUCUUCGCGCGCUCGUGCUUUGUGUCAGCCUCCCAUCAGCCUCUCACACUCUCCCUCCCUCACUCUCUCUCCCUCACUCGGGCGGAACCGGACACUCACCGACCCGGGGAGACUGAGGAGGCCUGUUGUUGUCAUUUACUUUAAUUUCUUUAUUUUCCCCCAAAGUUUAGCAAAAUAGGUGUUAAGAUGUCCGCCCGUAGAGCCACGCACGCCGGCAGCUGGUAUACUGACUCAGCCACAGACUUGGCCCGGCAGCUAGAGAACUGGUUGGGACAGGCAGACCUCUCUCAUGGACCAGCACGCGCCAUCAUUGCUCCACAUGCAGGUUACCAAUACAGUGGUGCCGUUGGUGCCUAUGCAUAUCGACAAGUGUCUCCCGUUGUUGUGAAGCGGGUGUUCAUUCUCGGUCCCUCACAUCAUGUCCGGCUGUCUGGCUGUGCACUGUCCUCGCUCACCAAGUACCGGACCCCUCUCUAUGAUCUCACCGUUGACCAGCAAGUAUACAACGAGCUGUACCAGACGGGUCACUUUGAGACGAUGAGUGUAUCAGCGGAUGAGGACGAGCACAGUAUUGAGAUGCACCUUCCUUACGUCGCCAAGGUCAUGGAGGACUUCCGGGACCACUUCACCAUUAUCCCUGUGCUGGUGGGGUCCCUCACGCCGGAAAGAGAGGUGCUGUACGGACGCCUGCUUGCCCCAUACCUUGCCGAUCCCCAGAGCCUGUUUGUGAUAUCCUCUGACUUCUGCCAUUGGGGUCAACGCUUCCGCUACACCUACUAUGACCGCUCUGUGGGGGAGAUCUGGCAGUCCAUACAGAAGCUGGACAAGCAGGGCAUGAACCUUAUCGAGACCUUGAACCCCAGUGCCUUCACCGAGUACCUGAAGAAGUACGGCAAUACCAUCUGUGGCCGCCAUCCCAUCGGAGUGUUGCUCAAUGCCGUGGCCACCCUAAAGACCACCAACGGGCACCGCAUGAUGCUAAAGUUCCUGCAGUACGCCCAGUCCUCCCGCUGCUACACCUCCUCAGACUCCUCCGUCUCCUACGCCGCCGCCUCCCUCAUAUUUGAGUAGACCUUGGCACCCGCAGGGGGAGGGAGACCCACCGCCACACCUGCCCCGCCCCAGGCCACCUGGGGGCUGGCCCGUCCCAGCUGGGCGCACCCCCUGGCUGCCGGCGACUUCCCCGAGGCCUGGCACUGCCGGUGCUCCCAGCGGCCUGUGGUAGAGCAGGAGGCACCCUUCCUGCCGGCACUGUGCCUGCAGGGCUGGCUCUGCGGCCCGCACGGCUCCUGCCCCACCCGCCGUGGGUCAGCCCCAGGGGCCGCCCACCAGUGCGACAUGCACUUCUGACGGCGCCUGCAGCCCAGCGGGGAGGCGGGCAGCAUGGUGCCGGGCCACCCCAGGUGCACUGUGCAGGCCAGGCAGCCUCCCGGCAGUGUUGUGCGGCUCCAGUACCAGGUGGGUGAGUGUGGCCUGCCCUCCCUCCUCCACUCACCUUCCCUCUGCCUCCCUCCUCCCUCCUCCACUCCCUGACCCACACUCUGUCACACAUCGCCAGGGGAGUCUCUCAUUCCAGCGGCCCUCAGGUGUGGUGGCGGCAGCAGCAGCAGCAGGAGGUGUUGGGUUGUGUUGUGUUGUGCUGUGUUGGGUGUCGCUGCCCCACCACCCAGGUAGUUUGUGUUUGAUGACACACUGCACACAACUUUGGUGUCUGUGGUAAUUCUGGGGCAAUGCCUCAGUCACCACGAGUCUCUGUGAGUCAGGCGACUUCGGUGAGUUUCUGAGACACUCAGAAUCCAGAGUGUGGUGGUCUCAUUUGUGGCUGUGUACCGUGGAUCAGAGUAAGGGUUGUCCCCCUCAGCCUUAUGUGGACGUGCUCAAAAGGUUUACUUGGUGUGUGGCAGAGUGGCGAUGCAAGGCUGCCCUCUGCGCCCCGCUGGGUCACUCCUUACUCAUGUGUGAGGUGUCAGAGCAACUAAGGAUGAUCUAUGAUUUUUACAACUCAGGCUUAUUCUGGCUCACAAGUAUCAUCUGUUGACGCGCUGUUUAGGCUUAUUGCCACAAAGAGUGAGACAUUCACACCAAUGACUAAAGACUGGCCUGUGAGAUUCCAAAUUCCUGGCAGAAAUAUGUGCCACAGAAGCUGAAGAGCAGACAGACAGUGAACAAGUGAAAAUUUUGGAGCAAGGAAUGAAUUUUAAGCAGCCUUGUAUGACAUGCUCCGAACACUUACUAAAAUCACUGUCAUUCUCCCCACUUAGCUAUGUGUUGCCUGACCACUAUGCCUUAUGAGCCCUGCCUGGCACCUGGUCGUAUCACACCACCUGCAGGCAGCCAGGAGGACAGCACCAGCAGCCACCCCCACACAAAGCACCCCAUGUACUGAUACCCACACUGCUGACAGCUGAACCUUUCACCGUGACAUGCAACACUUCACACCACCAAAACCAAUGUAUGAAUCCUUCACAAGCAAGUACAAGACAGGAGAUUUAAAAAAAAAGAAUAGAUUUUGGAGUUUCUAGAUGCAUGAUGUUUGGAGGUGGCUAUACAAUGAGAAGAAAUAUCUCAAAAGUGAUUAAGGACUGAGAAAAUAUAUACCAAGUAGCACUGAAAGGGUUAAAUCAAAAGGGUUAAACCGAAAGGCUUAAAUAGAAAAAUGGAAAGGGUUGAAUUGAAACACACCUUGCCACUGCUGCUGCUGCCCAGCCACACCCUCGGGACACCCCUAGGCCACCCCACGAGGCCACCCCAGUCCCCUGUUCCCCCUGCGGUGCCCCUCGCCCAGGCCACACCAAGCUGUGAUCAUGCCGUGGGAGGCGACGGGCCGAGCCGACUGCUGCAUUUGUCUGCCGGUCGAUUCACACUGUUUUUGUUUUCGGUGAUUUGAGACUCAGGGUCAUUUUUAUAUCAAGUGCUUGUAUGUGCCGACGACAACAGCGACGCAAGUGUGUGUGUGCGAGGUGAUUCCGUUUGGCUUCUGAUGUCAUGUAGCCUGUUCAUUCUGUCUGUCUGUCCGCCCCUACCCUUCUCUUCCCUUUCAUUUCACUCCCUUUUUUGCUUUCCCUUCUAGCUUUCCAUACAUCCCAACUAAACACCAUCUCUUGUAUCCUAUUCUGUCUCAUCCCUGCCCUCCUCUUCUCUUUUAUUCCUCUCCCUUUUUGCUUUUUCUAGCUUUCCAUAUGUCCCAACUAAACACCAUCUCUUGUAAUCUACUCUGUCUCUGUCCCUGCCCUCUCGUCUUUCCUUUUAUUUGAGUCUAUUUGCUUUCCUUUAAGCUUUCUGUACCUCCUCACCAGUGAACACCUCUUCCUCAGCCCUCAGAUAUGAUGGAGCCUAGCAAAUGUUUAUCCUACUCUGCCAUAUCCUUUGCUUUCCUUUCCCCAGUCAUUUUUUUUCCUUCAUUUUGUUAAUUUCUCUGUUGAUUCUGGGCCCUUUAUUCUUCCCACUCUUCCAGUUCUCUUUGCCUCGCUGUUCUGUAGCCUUCUCUUCCUGCUUCCUUCCCUUUCAGUCUCAACCUUUUCUUCUUUCUGUACUUCCUGUAUGAGUUUUCUUCGUUUCUCAUCUACACCUUCCCUAUCAUCAUCAAUUCUCAAUCUCCAGUUUCUUUAAUAUUUCUUCAUGUGGUUAAUGUCCAAAAAAAUUAUUUCUCUCAUUUUCCCUCCCAGUUUCCGGCUGUCCCUCACAUGUCAGCUGUUCAUUGUUACUGCUGGCCAUAACUCCAGACAUCUCCCAACUUUUGUUAUACUAAGUGACUUCCUUAUUGAUCAUUUGUCUGAAUGCGCAUACUUUUAACUUCUGUCUCUGUCGCCUCUGUAAGUCCAUGGUCUUGUUUCUGAUAGCUUCCAUUUCUUUCUCUAUCUUCCAAGUUCAUUUCUCAGAUUAUUUGUGUCGUUUUCUGUGUCUUUCAGGUAAAUAUGCAACUCUUGUAUCUUCAUAUCAGUGUGUCCAACUCUUGGCAAAUAUUCAUGUUUUCGUGUCAAAUAAUUCUUGUUUCCUUUUUUAUCUUUUGUGAUGGUGAGUGACUUCUUUGUUUAUCAUUUGAAUACGUAGAAUUUAAUUUCAUAUCACUGUGUCACCUCUACUUAAGUAUUCGUGUUUGUCUGUCUGUUAAUUCUUGUGUGUGUUUCUCUAUCAUUCAGGUCCAUUUGUAAGGUUAUUUGUACUCCCGUUUUCUGUCUCACAUAUCCCAUCCUAUUUGCAGUUCGGUAAUCCUCCUCUCUCAUACUAACUUGAAUCUAAAUUUCAGUCGUUUGUAUUUUAGAUCUGUGUGCUUCAAAAUGUCCAUAGCCUUUUAAAUUUUCAGUUUUGCGCCUCUUGACUUUGUGUGUGUGUCCUGCUGCCUUCAAUGUUUUAUAGUUUCAUUUAUUUUGGCUGCUUCUCAAUGCCACAAACUUGACUUGGCAAUACUGUUUGGGCUCCCUCACAAAUGCCACAAAGCUGUCUUGGCAAUACUGUUUGGGCUCCCUCACAAAUGCCACAAAGCUGUCUUGGCAAUACUGUUUGGGCUCCCUCACAAAUGCCACAAAGCUGUCUUGGCAAUGCUGUUUGGGCUCCCUCACAAAUGCCACAAAGCUGUCUUGGCAAUGCUGUUUGGGCUCCCUCACAAAUGCCACAAAGCUGUCUUGGCAAUACUGUUUGGGCUCUCUUGCUGUCCCAAACUCCGCCACAUUGACCACCCAGCCCUGCCACACCCCUGACUUCGUGUUCUGGUUGUGUUUCUCAUUGCCACGAAGCUGACUUGGCUAUGCUGUCCCUCCUUCACUGCAGUCGUUAAGGGCGUGCUGUUUGGGGUUCAGGCUUGCAGUUCUGUUUUCUUUGCUGUCAGAAUUGUUUACCCUCAGUUUUCAUUCCUUUUUUUUUUUUUUUCUUUUGUUUAUUUAUUUAUUUAUUUAUUUAUCUUUAUCCGUUUCAUAUGCUAGGUUAUUUUAUUUUAUUUUUAUUUUUUUUUUGUCCCUCACCCUCUCCUCCGCCCCCCCCACCAUUACAUGUUACCCUCCCGCAGUGUGUGUGUGUGUGUGUGUGUGUGUGUGUGUGUGUGUGUGUGUUUUCCCGUGACUUUAUAAAAAUGCAUUCCGUAAGUGUUUAUUUAUUUAUCUAUUUAUUUAUGUAUAUUAAUGGAUGCAGUUUUUUUGUUUUAUUUAUCUGCAUUCCGUUUUUUUUUCCUAUCCAUUUAUUUGUGUAUUUAUGCAUUUAUUUACUCAAAGAUGUUUUUUUUUUCUCUUCAUCUGAAAAUAAUUUAGAUUUGCUACUUAAAAAAAAAAAUCAAGAUAUUUUUUGUUUAUUUCGUUGGAAUUUGCGAUUUUUUGAUCAUGUGUAUAUGAAUUGGGUGUUAUUUAUUAUUAUUAUUUUUUUUUCUUAUUGAUAGAUGCAAUAAUUUCCUGUUUAUCCUUCAAUUUAUUGCAGUGUAGUGAAAAUCGAAGGAAAUAGUGAAAAUAUUCAUGCUUUCUCUCCUUUCUUGUCUUCCUUCCCUCCUUUCUUCUUUCCUUCAUCUUAUUCUCCUCUUCCUCUUGUUCUCUUAUUCUUCUUCCCUUCCCACUCCCUCCUCCUCCUCCUCCUCCUCCUCCUCCUUAUCAAAAUAGGUAAUCAAAGUUAUGUAUGUGCGUGUGUGCGUGUGUGAUAGAUGAUAGAAGGGAUAACAUACACACACACACACACACACACACACACACACACACACAGAUUUCUUUUCAAUAUACGUAAUUCUUAGUUUUGAAGCGCCCUCUGUCUACCUAUGCUGUUGUAUGCUUCAUUUUGGGCUCUUUUGUAAGUUAUUGGUGAAAAAAAUAACACUCCUUUGAAAUGCGCUUUAAGAUGCUUGAGUGUGUUUGGUUAAAUUUUUAUUUAUUUAUUUUUAUUUAUUUAUUUUAUUUUUUUGAGUGACAAUGAAACUUGUAUUAUGCGUAUUUAGUGUUUAUUAUUAUUAUUAUUAUUAUUAUUAUUAUUAUUAUUAUUAUUAUUAUUAUUAUUAUUAUUAUUAGCGAGUGUGUCAUGAAUGUUCGUGUUUUUUUUUAUUGUUAUUUUUGUUAUUUUUGUUAUUUUUACGGGAAUUAGCAUCUGUCUUUAUUUUCGCUGGAUCUUGAUUUGACUUUAGUUAUAUUACGGUAUUUAGUGCAAGUGUGUGACGUGAAGUGUUUAUUAUUUUUAUUAAUAUUAUUAUUAUUAUUAUUAUUAUUAUUAUUAUUAUUAUUAUUAUUAUUAUUAUUAUUAUUCAUUUAUUUUUAUUAUUACAGGAUUAACCAGCAUCCAUCAUUCUUUUGUUUUAGAUCUUCAUUUGACAGUGGUUGUAUUUAGUGCGUGUUAUUACUAUUAUUAUUAUUAUUAUUAUUAUUAUUAUUAUUAUGGUUAUUUUCUUUAUUUUUUAUCAUUACUUUUAUCGAGAUUAAGUAGCAUCUGUCUUUCUCCUGCUUAGAUCUUCGACUUGAUAUUGGUACGCGGUUUAAGGAAAUAUUAAGUAGCAUCUGUCUUUCUGCUUAGAUCUUCGACUUGAUAUUGGUACGUGGCUUAAGGAAAUAUUGGGUUGGUGUAGCACGUAGAUGGCUGACAAACUAUAUUUUUACAUUUGGUAAUUGGAGUCUGCUCUGAUCCCUGCCCACUUCACCUUUGUCCAAUACGAGCACUUAUCAAACCGCAUUUUUUAAUUUUCCUUUUUUGGUAUGUUACGAUUUAGACUCUAUUGAAUGGGAUGGAUUUUGUUUAUACGCAUUUUUUCUUUUUUUUUUUAAAUUUUUUUUCUCCUCCAUAUAAGCUAGAUUUGAAUGUGAUAAGUUUUGUAUACUUGAUAUAAAGUCAUUUUGGAUACGAUAGGUUUUUUGUUUGUAUUCGGAAAGUUACUUAAUAUAACCUUAAUUUCAAUACGAUAGAUUUCAUUUAUACUCAGAAACUUUCAUAUAACCUACAGUAGACUUGUCAUGAGCGCUUUUUUUUUUAUUUAUUAUUAUUAUUUAUUCAUUUUUUUUUUUUUUUUUUACCUUUCAUUUAUUUCUAUAACUCGCCAAGAAGCAUAACUUUAUAUAUAUUACCUCUAAUUCAUUUACUCUGCUAUUUAGAAUGUCACCAUAUAUAUGACUUGUGUGACUUUGCGGUAAAUAUUUUCCAGUAUCAUCACCCUCAUGACCUCGGAUUGGUUAAAAUUCGAAAAGAACCAUCAUACCAUUAAUUUUUCAUCGACCCUCACUUGACUUUGAAUUAAUCCCAUGAGAUUUAUGAAAUUUUACGAGUCUCAGUUUUUCUUCUUUUUUAUAUAUAUAAUUUGCAAGGAACCAUUGUAUUAUUAUUAUUAUUAUUAUUAUUAUUAUUAUUAUUAUUAUUAUUAUUAUUAUUAUUAUUAUUAUUUCAUGCUAGCCAGUAAAUUAUAUUGGACUUCGUAAUGGUACCAAAUUUUACGAGUUCCGGUUUGUCAUUUCUUUGUGAGGAACCAUUGUACUGUUACUUAAGUAUUUUAUAUUGACUUGUUUGGCUCACAGUAAAUUAAUUCUAUUGCUUUCAUAAUGAUUUCGGGUUUUUGUUAUUCUUUUUUUUUUUCGUUUAUUUAUUUAUUUAUUUUUGUCUUUUUGUGACUAACGAGUGAGGAACCAUUUUAUUUACUCUCAUUUCGUGUUAACUUGUUUGGCUUGCGGUAAAUCCUCUUGCUCACAUAUUGCUACUAAUUCAUUGUUUCUCUCUCUCUCUCUCUCUCUCUCUCUCUCUCUCUCUCUCUCUCUCUCUCUCUCUCUCUCUCUCUCUCUCUCUCUCUCUCUCUCUCUCUCUCUCUCUCUCUCAUCUUUUGUUACUGUUAUCUGGCUAUAAAUCUCCCUCAAAUGGUAACAACUUUCAUUAUAUUCGUUAUAUAUAUUUUUUUACUGGUGUUUGUCUAAAAUCUUCAAAUGAUAACCAACUUUCAUUACCAUUAUUAUUUUCCUUUUAUUACCAACCUACUAUAAGAUCUAAAGGCAACAACUUUAAUUUUCAUCCUAUCUUUCAUUUUAUUUAUUUAUUUUUAUUUUUUUUCGUUACCAUUGCAUCACAACACACAAACUUCACAAUAAUCACAACACACCCUUUUCAACGGCAUCACAUUACGAGAUUCACACGCCCACCACUUACCAUUAUUAUUUUCCUUUUAUUAUCGACUAUAAAAUCUAAAAGACAACAACUUUCAUCAAUUUUCAUCCUUUCUUUCAUUUAUCUAUUUAUUUAUUUUAUUUUUAUCGUUACCAUUGCAUCACAACACAUACAAACUUCACAACGAUUACAACACACCCUUUUCAACGGGAUCACAUUACCACAACAAUCACAACACACCCCUUUUCAACGGGAUCACAUAACAAGAUUCAUACACCCACUACUUCUAUAACUCCAGGAAACCGUAGCAAUAUUAUUCCUCCCUCCUCCCCCCUGCUGUGGCUUGAAAAAGGGGGGUGGGGGUGCUGGGAGGUGGUGCAGCCCCUCCCAGCGCCAUCAGAAGGGGUAAUGACGCAUGGCACUGUCUUGCUCGCUAGCUUUAUUUAUGCAUAUGCGUGUGUGUUUACAUUUAAAAGGUUUUGCAGCUUUUAUGUAUUUGUCUAGCUUCUAUUUCUACAUUAUUAUUAUUAUUAUUAUUAUUAUUAUUAUUAUUAUUAUUAUUAUUAUUAUUAUUAUUAUUAUUGUUGUUGUUGUUGUUGUUGCUUUAUGGGACCUGUGAGUAUUGUAGCUUCCAGUGCUUAGUUUCUCUCUCUCUCUCUCUCUCUCUCUCUCUCUCUCUCUCUCUCUCUCUCUCUCUCUCUCUCUCUCUCUCUCUCUCUCUCUCUCUCUCUCUCUCUCUCUCUCUCAUUUUGCCCAUUCAUCUGCUCCUUACGUAACCUAACCUAACCUAACCUAACCUAACCUAAACUUAAUUGACCUUACCUGACCUGACCUUGCCAUACCCUCCGUUACUGAAGCCAAACUAACCUAACCUAACCUAACAGAGCCUAACCCUAUCGUAACCAGUGCUUUUAUUACCUAACCUAACUUAUCUCAUCUUAUCUUAACAAAUAUAACCUAAGCUGACCUUAUUUUGAUUGAUUUGACCUUGUCUUGACCUAACCUAGUCUUCUAUUCUAUUUUUAUUUUUUUUUCAUUUAUCUACGUGUUUGCUUCCUUCCUUUUUUUUCCGGUUCCUUUUCUCUCUCUCUUCUCUUGUCUUCAUCUUCUCCUCCCUUCCUUCUAUCCUUCUUUACUUCCUCCUUUUUCUUAAUUUCUUUACUUGCUUUCUUCCAUCUAAUCCCUUCCUUCCUUCCUUCCUUCCUUCCUUCCUUCCUUCCUUCCUUCCUUCCUUCCUUCCUUCCUUCCUUCCUUUCUUUCUUUCUUUCUUUCUUUCUUUCUUUCUUUCUUUCUUUCUUUCUUUCUUUCUUUCUUUCUUCCUCUCCCUCCUUCCUUCCUCCUGUCCUGUCUUUACUGUCCUUUUUCUUCCUCUCUCCGUCCCUCCCUCCCUCCCUCCUUUCCUCCUUUGCCUCCUUCCUCCCUCCCUCCUUCCCUCCAUUGCUGUAAUGUUAAUGAGACGUGCCUGUAGAGUUGUAUUAUAAUAUCGUUAAUUAUAAUAUUAAUAAUAACAUUAUUACAUAAUUCAUAACGAGAAUUAAGUAAGCUACCAUGGUGAACCCUCCCCCCCCAACUUCCCCCUCCCAGAGAGAGAGAGAGAGAGAGAGAGAGAGAGAGAGAGAGAGAGAGACUUGCAAACAUUGAUAAAUCUGCUAAAACAAAUGAAAAAAAUAAAUUGAAGUAUUUUCAUCGUAAAACAAACGAGAAAAAAAAUAUAUAUAAAAUCCUGGGAAUUAAUGAUGAACAAAACAAAACAAAAAAAAAUAAAUAAAUAAAAAUAAAAUAAAUAAAUUAAGAUAACUGUCAAUUGGCAAGGAUAAACCUGAUUGGCUGUCUAAAUAUGAAGAAGAAAUCUCAUUGGAUACCAGUUUGCAAGGAUAAAUCUGAUUGGCUGUCUGUGCGUGAGAGGCGAGAGACAAGACAGUGUGGAGAGAGAUGACUGGUCGGCUGUGUGGUGUGCAGGCUGCGUGAUUGGCUGGCUGCUGUGUGAUAAAGGCGUGUGAUUCGCUCGCUCAUCAAGGCUUCUUCAGUAGUGUCUGGAUGCUGUGAUUUCAUUGGCUGUGUGUGUGUGUGUGUGUGUGUGUGUGUGUGUGUGUGUGUGUGUGUGUGUGUGUGUGUGUGUGUGUGUGAAGCUUACCAUUUGAAAUUGAGUGUUUUUUUUUCAUAUAGGUAUUUAUUUUCCAAGUCCCCGCGUAAAUAUAAAAGACGAAGUAGUUGUCAUUUGUAUAAUACUCAGUGUAUGUUUGUUAUUGAUUUAUUUUAUUUUAUUAUUAUUAUCAUUUUAUUUAUCUAUUUAUUUAUUUAUUUUAUUUUAUUUAUUUAUUUUUUCAAGGAGACGUGGGACAAAUAGAAGAUCAAAAUGAAUGUGAUAGUGUAAAAAUGAGACUGUUUUAUUAAGUGUUGUGAUGGCUAUUAUUAUUAUCACUUCUGUUCAUGGAGAGAGAGAGAGAGAGAGAGAGAGAGAGAGAGAGAGAGAGAGAGAGAGAGAGAGAGAGAGAGAGAGAGAGAGAGAGAGAGAUAGAGAAUAUAUCAGAACUUAAUGGUAUAAUGUGUAAGAAAAGUGAUGAUACAUUAAAAAAAAAAAAAAAAAACGAAAACUCAAAUCUUGUAUUCCAUUUCAAGUUCGUAUUCUGUGCAAGAGCUUCACUACUACUACUACUACUACUACUACUACUACUACUACUACUACUACUACUGUUAUUUGCACUUGUGAGAAGAAAAAAAUAUGUGUUUAUGGUAAUGAGAGAGAGAGAGAGAGAGAGAGAGAGAGAGAGAGAGAGAGAGAGAGAGAGAGAGAGAGAGAGAGAGAGAGAGAGAGAAAGUACGAUAAUUGAAGUUAUUUAAAAAAAAAAAAAAAAUCAGAGUGAAGUGCAGGGAAAUGGAAUAUGGUAAUGAAGAGUUUGAAAAAGAAAAUAAAAGAAAAAGAAAAAGAAAGAAAAUGGUGCGAAGAGAUGUAAGAUAAGGAAUAAAUAAAUAAAUAGUGAAAUAUCAAGAAAAUUUGUAAUAAUGCAAACGUUUAAUAUUGAGAGGAAAAAGUGGUGAGUGAAAAUGAAGGAAUGAUACAAGUUGAGAGGAAAUGAAACUUGGAAAGGUAGAAGAAAAUAGAGAAAAUAGUAAAAUAUUAAGAAAGUGAAUUAUAAUUUGACACGAAGUUUGAUAUUGAGAGGAAAAGUGAUGAAUGAAAAUUGAGGAAUAAUACAACACGAAAGGAUGUAGACGAGAAAAAAAGAAAAAUGUUGAAUAAUGAAAAAAAAAGUGAUACUAUAGAAAAAACAAACAAACAAACAAACAAACAGCCAAAUUGAACUAAAUAGUGUGUUUUAUUUUAUUUGAAUUAAGUUACUAAUAUUUUCUUUUAUUUAUUUACAGAGAAGUAGUCAAUUUGAACUAACUUCUUGAUACUUUCUUUUAUUUUUAUUUAUUUAUUUAUUUAUUCAUAUUUUUAUUUAUCGUAUAUUUAUUAAUUUAUAUUUAUUUACUAAGAAAAGAACAUUUCGAACUACAGCGAUAAUGUCUUAUUUAUUUAUUUGCUUAUUUAUAUAUUUUUACCCCCAUUACAAACGCUAUUUAUUUAUUUACUAAGAAAAAAGAACCAGCAAAUUUGAACUAUAGCGAUGAUGUCUUCUUUAUUUAUUUGCUUAUUUAUAUAUUUUUACCCCCAUUACAAACGCUAUUUAUUUAUUUAUUAAGAAAAAAAGAACCAGCAAAUUUGAACUAUAGCGAUGAUGUUUUUAUUUGUUUAUUUACACAUCUAUAUAAUUCCAUGCCAUUAUCGUACAUUUGAAGUGCAUUCAGUACUACUUUUACAAACACCUGACUGAGAGAUUGUAUUGAAACAUCCUGAUAAUUAUUUCCCACUGGCUAACGAGUUGGAGUCUGAUACGUUAAUGUAAAACUUCACAUUAUACAUUAAAAGAAAAAAAAAUAAUAAUGAUGCAAAAAAGAAAGCAUGAGUAUUUUAAUGAACUUUUUUUUUAUAUGCUAAGAAAAAAAUAAACAUAAAAUGAUGCUUUUUUUAUGAUUAUCGUACGCGUAAAAAUAAAUAACAAGAAAAAAAAAUCAGAUAAACUUUGUAAAUAAAUUUGUUAGUGUUGUAAUGACCGUGUGUGUGUGUGUGUGUGUGUGUGUGUGUGUGUGUGUGUGUGUGUGUGUGUGUGUGUGUGUGUGUGUGUGUGUGUGUGUACAGACAAGCCUCUGCCCUCCCUCCCCUCCCUUCCCUUUUUGUAAGCAGUGAUCAUGUUAACAGAAGAAAAUAAACCAAGAAAGUACA
Messenger RNA from Scylla paramamosain (green mud crab), 12809 nucleotides. Its product is annotated as protein MEMO1-like. Bases 689 to 1573 code for a protein of 294 amino acids. The record is from RefSeq and is a predicted model, not a curated record. The transcript is spliced from 8 exons. NCBI's taxonomy places the organism in Eukaryota, Metazoa, Arthropoda, Malacostraca, Decapoda, Portunidae.